AUGGAUAGGGUGAAAGAUUUGGCUUCCAAGAAAGCUGCAGUUGUUUUCACGAAAAGCUCGUGUUGUAUGUGCCAUAGUAUCAAGGCACUAUUUUAUGAUCUUGGUGCAAGUCCUGCGAUUCAUGAAGUUGAUCACGAUGCAGAUAUGGAAUGGGCCCUACAGCGGCUUGGUUGUAAUCCGACCAUCCCUGUAGUGUUUGUAGGUGGUAAAUAUAUAGGUUCAACAAGAGAUGUUAUUUCUCUUCAUGUUGACGGGUCCCUGAAACAAAAGCUCAUUGAAGCACGAGCUAUAUGGUUCUAG
Molecule: messenger RNA, 300 nt
Organism: Lactuca virosa
Lineage: Eukaryota; Viridiplantae; Streptophyta; Magnoliopsida; Asterales; Asteraceae
Source: the annotation of a GenBank genome assembly